Molecule: messenger RNA, 1248 nt
Organism: Corvus hawaiiensis (hawaiian crow)
Lineage: Eukaryota; Metazoa; Chordata; Aves; Passeriformes; Corvidae
Gene: CD276
Product: CD276 molecule
Exons: 8
Coding region: 141-1199 (352 amino acids)
Source: RefSeq, a predicted model, not a curated record
GCCGCAGCCAAUCGCUCCGGGGCCGCCCCCGCUGCCCGCGCUGCCUGCGCCGCCGGCCCGCUCGGGGCGCUGUUCCCAGAGACGAUUCCCGGGGCCGUGCCCGCUCCCGCUGCCUCAUCCCGACUUUUGCCGUGCCAAGGAUGCUCUUCCCGCUGCUCGUCCUGGCACUCGGCCUGGCAGGUGCCGUGGAGAUCCACGUCCCGGAGGAGCCGGUGGUGGCCCUGUUCGGCCACGAUGCCACCCUGCGCUGCUCCUUCUCGCCCGACGCCAACUUCAGCGUGGCGGAGCUGAGCCUGAUCUGGCAGCUGACGGACACCAAGCGCCUGGUGCACGGCUUCUCCGGCGGCCGCGACCGCCUGCAGGACCAGGGCCGCGGCUACGCCAACCGCACGGCGCUCUUCUACGACCAGCUGGCACAGGGCAACGUGUCCCUGCUGCUGCGGCGCGUGCGCAUCGCCGACGAGGGCAGCUUCACCUGCUUCGUGCGUGUGCGCGACCACAACAGCGCCGCCGUCACCCUGCAGGUGGCAGCUCCCUACUCCAAGCCCAGCGUGCACCUGGAGCCCAGCAAGGACCUGAAGCUGGGCGACGUGGCCGUGGUGACGUGCCAGGCGUCCCGCGGCUACCCCGAGGCCAGCGUGCUGUGGCAGGAUGGCCGGGGCGCCAACCUGACGGCCAACGUCACCACGUGGCAGGUGGCCAACGAGGAGGGGCUGUUCGAGGUGCGCAGCGUCCUGCGUGUGCUGGUGGAGCCCAGCGUCACCUACUCGUGCCUGGUGCUCAACGCCGUGCUGCGGCAGCACGGGCACGCCUCCGUCACCAUCACGGGCCGGGCUCUGCCCUUCCCUGCCGCGGCUCUCUGGGUGACGGUGGCCCUGGCCGCCUGCGUGGUGGCCCUGCUGGCCGUGCUGGCCUUCGUGUGCCACCGCCGCCUGCGGGACAGCUGCCGGGAGCAGCGGCAGCGCGCAGGGCCCGAGGAGCGGGAGGAGGAGGGAGAGGAGCCCAAGGCAGCUCUGCAGCUGCUGGAAAACGCGGAGAGCAAAGAGGCCCGUGGCUGCCAUUCCCGCUUUCCCAUUGCCUUCCAUCGCUCCGGGCCCUUUUCCAGCCGGGCCUUUCCCGGGAUUCCCCAGCAGCUGCUGCGGCCCCAGGAACUCAUUAAUUCAGUGCUUCGUUACUUUAUUAAUUUAUCGAGUCAUUAAUUCAUGGAUUCGUUAAUUUAUUAAUUUAUUGAUUCAUUAAUUUGUUCAU